UAAUGCAAGGGUCUUUGCUUCUUUCUGUGUGCCCCCUUAGCAAUGUCUUCGCUCAUAUGCUUCACAUGUGACAAAGUGGACCAUAACAACAAGUGCAUCGACCUAAAGGUCUGUGAUGACACCGAUCGCUACUGCUAUACAAAAUAUUUUGGUAGAGGUUCUGGUGAAGGCCACAAGGAAAUGAUCAGCAAAGGAUGUUCUGCCGAAUGUCCUGAAGUAGGGUUUGAUAUCGGCGUGAUGGCUUUCUCAGUGAAAUGCUGUCAACAUUCCUUCUGCAACACAAGUGGUGCCAUCAGUGUGAAAAAGAGCUCCUUGUUGCUGUUGGUGGGCACCUUGGCCAGUGUCUUCUACAUCAUUGGAGUCAAUCUGUGAUGAGAGACUACAUGAGCUCAUGGCAGCUCCACCAGGGAGGACUCGAACCUAUCCUGGAAAAUUGUAGGUUAAAAAGAAUUUCCCUCUUGCUUCUUGGCUCUGCCUUCAAUUCUUUCAACUAAUAAUCCAAGCCUAGUCCUUGGUUCGGUUGUGUCCGAUUUACAUGGACUGUUUCUUGGGUCAAGGGCCUGAUUCUCCUUUCUUCCCCAAUCAUGAUUUUGCAGGUGUUUUGUAAUUUCUCUGCAAUUGCUCCUUGCGAACGCCAACCCACAUGAGUUGACCAAAGUUAUGGGUAGCGGAUAUCAAGAUGCAUGAUUAUAGAGUUGAGAAACAGCCCUGUGGUUGGUGAUU
This is a messenger RNA of Notechis scutatus (mainland tiger snake), 723 nucleotides long. The record is from RefSeq and is a predicted model, not a curated record. NCBI's taxonomy places the organism in Eukaryota, Metazoa, Chordata, Lepidosauria, Squamata, Elapidae.